AUUAGUGCACACAACAAUCUUUUUGAGCGAUUUGGAAGGGCGCUGAUCCAACCAAGGGGGAAUGUUCGCGGAAGACUGGUCUUCUGUCAUUAUGGUCCGGCCUAGACAUUCCUUGCAAGUUCGCACAGGACGCAAAAUUUCCGCACUUCUUCCCUCGAUUGACAAGUCCACCUUUCUUCCUGUGCUCGGCUAUAAAUACAGAGCAUCCAUUCAUCCAGACUAAACCUAAAGAAGAGAAAGGAAGGAGAGAAAGUCAUUGAUUUUGAGUAUUGCAGUGCAUAUCCAAUUUCUAAAGCUUGUCAUGGCUUCUGUGUUUGCAAGGUUUGGAGGACCAGAAACUAUCAGGAGGGCAAGUUAUGCUGCUUACAACAAUGCUAAUGGAUAUGUUUCGCAAGAUUUUGGAAAUAACACAGUUUGCGUAGCCUUUUCGGGUUCUCUAGAUCCCAGUGCCAUUGGGCGAGUAGACAAUAAAUUUGGAGUUUGCAAGAUCAAUGAGAAUAAUGAUUGUUUUGAGUCCAUGGUGGAUGGGACUACAAGAAAAGAGCCCCGGGAGCGAGCCACUGUCUACAGCGAGGCUCUCACCAAAUUUUUAGGUCUUUGGAACGACAUCAAAGCCCAGGUUGGAGAGGCACUUCGAACAGGAAAAACUGUUGUGUUUACAGGCCAUUCCAUUGGAGGCGGGAUUGCUACUUUGGCCACACUUGCUAGUUUGGAGAAAUGUGGUAAGGGCGCCUCUGUUUUCGCCAUCACAUUUGGUUUUCCCCUGAUUGGAGAUGAAAUUCUCGCCAGAGCAGUUCGUAGGCAGGGGUGGGCCAAUCAUUUCUAUAAUGUUGUUUCAAAGAAUGAUGUUUUUGCCAGAACUCUGCUGGCUCCUUGCAUAUCCGUGUCAGGUUUUGUGGAAGCCCUGCUGCCUUACUGGCAGAGGUCUGUUGAGCAGAUGAAUAAUAAUGAUGCAGACAUUCUCAUGGAGCCUGCAGACUUGGACUUUAACAAGUAUUUAGUUACUGUCCUGCAUCAUGCUUGUGCAGUGGUUAACUUGAUCACUGUUAACAAUAUGGAGCCUGGAAACAAACUGAUAUCAAGUCUGAAGCCUGCAGUGAAGUUAAGCCCUUACAGGCCAUUUGGGUACUAUUUGUUCUGCUCAAAGGAGGGAGGUCUUUUUGUUGAAAACAAUGAGGCUGUGCUGCCCAUCCUAUUUUACUCCUUGGCUAGUGCUCAAGGUGAGGCUUCAAUCUCAGACCACACUGGGUAUGAUAAAGUCUUCAAUGCCCACACAAACGUCGUCAAUUUGGAAGGGCUUCAAAAUCUUCCGUUAUCACAAGGUGCACCACAAUCUUCUGCCAUGGAAAUCCAGCUGAAUGCUCUUGGAAUCGGCAUUCAGAACACAAGAGCUAGACUUGCACUGAGAGCUGCAGGAGAGGCGGAACAUAAGCUGAUAGACAACCGCAACAAACUAAAGGAUGAACUGGCAAAGUUGUUAGAAGGACAUAUGACAAAAGUGAAAGAGUAUAGAACCAGAUGUUUGAACAAGCACGUUGGAUACUAUGACGCUUUCAGGGAACAAAAGGAGAAAGAAGAUUUUCAUGCCAACCUUAACAGGCUUAACCUUGCUGCCUUUUAUGACAAGUUAGAAGAUAUGGUGGAGACCCACCAGGUGCCCGAUGACUUCCAAUUCAUUGAAGAAUUGAUAAAAGAUGGAACAGAAUAUAGGCUUUAUGUGGAGCCUCUGGACAUCGCAAAUUACUACAGGUUGGGCAAGCAUGAGGAUUCGGGGCAUUAUAUUAGAAAUGCAAGGCCUCGUCGUUAUAAAGCUCUUGAAAAGUGGUUGGCAGACAUAAAACCCGAAGAAAAGAAGGUAGGCGUGCUUGAUAGUAUCCCAGGUAUAACAAAGGACUCCUUAUUCUGGGCUCAUGUUGAAGAAGUUUCAUGGAUAAUGAGUAAUCCAAGGGAAAAUCUGGAGGUUAAGAGGACCAGGUGCAACGAUUUACAGAACAUUGUGAGGCAGCUGUUGGAGAAAAAAGAGUUAUGUAAGGAGGAGGUUGUGAUGGGAGAAUCCAGUUUUGUGAAAUGGUGGAAGAAGCUCAGUCCACAAGACCAACAAAUCUCCCCGAUAGCCUCUAUUUUUCAAGGCUGAAACUGGUGCUCGUAUUAUCAGAUCUUGAAUUGCUCCUCUUAAGAAAUUAAGAGAUACCGUAGUUGAAGUGGAGCAAUUGCCGUUAAGACUUGAACGUUGUUAAACUUUGUUUGUGUUUCAGUUAAGACUCUUAUAUUUUACUGCUGUAGGGUUUCUCUUUCGAAUGUAGAUAGCUUUUAUUUUACUCUCUUAGCUUUUAUUUUACUCUCUUUUGUAAUGAAGCACAGUAAUGUUUUUUCUGGUUAUUCGAAUGGUUAUUCGAAUAUUAAUGUAAAUUCCCUCUAUGUACUUUCGAUGGCUGCAAAAAAUGAAAUUGUCUGACCUUUGCAUUGUAAAGUUUACUGUAUUAUAUCUGGUGACGUUAUCUAAUAUAUUGUAGCAUAUGUUGUUUA
This is a messenger RNA of Cryptomeria japonica (Japanese cedar), 2526 nucleotides long. Its product is annotated as lipase-like PAD4. The record is from RefSeq and is a predicted model, not a curated record. The transcript is spliced from 4 exons. Bases 302 to 2134 code for a protein of 610 amino acids. Lineage: Eukaryota; Viridiplantae; Streptophyta; Pinopsida; Cupressales; Cupressaceae. Gene Ontology annotation, biological process: lipid metabolic process; defense response.